AUCCGUAAGAAGAAGAGGACGAUAUUUGUUUUUGUUUCCUUGUGUCAACAAAAAUAAAUUUGCAGUAUUCCACAAAUUUCUACGGCACUUAAAGAUCGUAUUUUCCUGAAAUUUUCAGCAAUAUGCCUAAGAAAAUGGGUAUGAAUAGUAAAGCCGUCGAGGCUCGGGAAAGAAAGGCAGCGGUUAAGCAGGCAACGCAAUCCAAAAUGGCCAAAGAAGCCGAAGACCGUUUGUGGCAGGAUGACGAUAAGGGAUUGGCACGCAAGCAGCAAAAACGUGAAGAAGAAGAGCGUAAACGGGCCGAGGCUGCCAAGAGAAAGGCUGAGGCAAAGGCUUUACUGGAUAGGGAAAUGGAUUCCAUUAAGACGCAGGGUAAACAACCUUUAGCCAAAAUCAAUCGUCAACAAGUUUUGGAGGAGAUGGAGAAGAAACAAAGAGCUUUGGAAGCAAUGAGUGCUGCUAAACAAAAUCAAAAUCGUGUUGUGGUGCAAACAGAUUACAUUGAGGAGAAUCUUAACAGAACCAUGGCUGAUGUAGAGGUGGCUGCCACGGUUGAACAGGCUUUGGCCGUGCUAAGUGUCAAGGAUGAUGAGGAGGACAAGCAUCCUGAAAAACGCAUGAGAGCUGCUUAUAAGGCCUUCGAAGCUGCCAAUCUACCUCGCAUUAAAGCUGAAAAUCCAUCUAUGCGUUUGUCCCAAUGGAAACAGAUACUAAUGAAAGAAUGGAACAAAUCUCCUGACAAUCCUUUCAAUCAAGGCCGCUGAUAAAUGCAUGGGAUGGGAUUAAUUUUGGCUUGGUUCAUUUAUUUUUUUCAUAGAUGGUUAGGAAUACCUGCCACUGUUUAACGUUUUUAUUUUCUGUAUGAUCUAAUUGAGUUGGCAGACAUAGUCGUCUAGAAAUUUUCAAUACUAUUGUUAUACCUUUUUUUGUUAAAAAUUGCUUCAGUUAUGGGUCUAAAUUAUGGAGUGCACAGUUCUUCGUAUGAGUGAAAAAUAUCUAAAGAAAAAUAAAGUAACAGAAAUUAAUUACGAAUUUAAACAAGAA
Stomoxys calcitrans (stable fly) is the source of this 1044-nucleotide messenger RNA. RefSeq names its product coiled-coil domain-containing protein 124. The transcript is spliced from 3 exons. The record is from RefSeq and is a predicted model, not a curated record. Gene Ontology annotation, biological process: transcription by RNA polymerase II. Gene Ontology annotation, cellular component: nucleus. Bases 123 to 764 code for a protein of 213 amino acids. Lineage: Eukaryota; Metazoa; Arthropoda; Insecta; Diptera; Muscidae. Gene Ontology annotation, molecular function: transcription coactivator activity.